AUGGCUGGUGGAUCUUCAAAAUCAAUUGCCCCAAAGCCGAGGAAAAGAGUGGAAGCUGAAACCAAAGAUGAAACCAGCAACAACGCCACCACUACUUUACUUCGCGCCAAAGAUGGAAGUGCUUUCGUUCGAUGUGAUGGAUGCAAUAAGAAUGUAGCUGUAGCGCUUAUAAGUAUGCACAAUUGCAGUCUCGACGCCAAGAUCAGAGGCAAUCUGGAAGCCCAAGUUGUUGAGACACAAAUUGAGGCUAAGAAGAAACCUGUAGAGAGGAAGAAGUCAACAUCUGAUGAGCCUAAGGCAAAGAGACUCAGAAAGACUAAGGAUGAAAAGAAGAGCUCUAACUCAAACAAGCCUAAACGACCUCUUACUGCUUUCUUCAUUUUCAUGGGUGAUUUCCGUAAAACUUUCAAAGAAGAGAAUCCUAGCUCUAAUGUUAAGGAUGUUGCAAAGCAAGGUGGAGAAAAGUGGAAGUCUUUGACUGAGGAAGAGAAGAAGGUUUAUUUGGAUAAAGCAGCUGAACUAAAGGCAGAGUAUAACAAGUCACUUGAGAGCAAUGAUGCUAAUGAGGAAGUUGAAUCAAAGUGA
Arabis nemorensis is the source of this 585-nucleotide messenger RNA. The record is from the annotation of a GenBank genome assembly. Lineage: Eukaryota; Viridiplantae; Streptophyta; Magnoliopsida; Brassicales; Brassicaceae.